CAGACGCAUGCGCAUCGUGCAAACAGCGCAUUCAGGCGGGUGUUGGGUGCUGACACGUCCGUUAACCUGGUUAGUUUCUCCGGUAAAGUAAUGAUUCUCCGGUGCUGACGCCGUGAACUUAAGGUCCGGUGUGAAGUCACCGGAUGUUCUUAUCGGUAACGGUUAGAAGUUAACUGCAUUCUCUGUGUUUUUUUUACCCCUUAACUGUUCAUUGCUAGCAGUUAGCCGCUAAAACGCACAGCUAACUGCUAAGGUUUGCCAGGAAGCUAACGUUAGCAUCGACUGAAGCUACGAACGUCCCGGUGGAGCUCAGGAUGGAAACACUCAGUCGGGACGACUGUCUCUGUCCUGUCUGUCUGGAGAUCUUCAUGGAGCCGGUUACCCUGCCCUGUUCACACACCUUCUGCAAGGCCUGCUUCCUGGAGUCGGUGGAUAAGGCCACGCUGUGCUGCCCUCUCUGCAGGAGGAGAGUCUCCACGUGGGCUCGUCUGAACAGCAGAACCAACUCUCUGGUGAACCAGCAGCUGUGGCAGCAGAUCCAGGACCGGUUUCCUCUGCAGUGUCAGCGGCGCCUCAGCGGCCAGGACGCCGUGGAUGAUGACCGCCCAGUGUCUGUGUGUCUUCAUAGACUCAGUGAACCUGGCGAGUUGCGUCAGGAAUACGAGGACCAGAUCACCAAACUGACAGAGGAGAAGCGAGUUCUGGAGGAGCAGCAGAGGAGAGCCAGCGAGGAGCUGAUCCAGAGGCUGCUGGAGGAGGAGAAGGAGCUGCUGCAGGAGGAGAAGAGGAAGAGGCAGGAGGACGAGAGGCUGGCCAGGCUGCUCAGUACCCAGCUGAACUCUGCUCCCGUCCCUCAGCAGAACCUUCGUCCUGAUGUGACUGCAGCCCAGAAGAAGAAGGAGGUCGGACAGAUCGAGCGGUUCCUGUGUCCUCGGGCUCCGCCCACCUGCAGCCUUCAGUCCAAUAAGGAGAACAUCCUGGUCUCUGAGGGUGCACUGCAGCCGGAGCUUCCUCACCUGGACUAUUAUGGACCUCAAACGGAGCUCCGCCCCCUACAGGAGGAGGACCAGCUGACCACACCAGGAGGCCCCUCAGCCAAGAGGAAGAAUUCUGAGCUGGACACCACAGAAGAAGAGGUGAAUGACAUCACCAAGCGAAGGUGCCACCCGUCCUCUCUGGAGGCGGGGCUGGUCCUGCAGGGUGCCGCCCAGCGGGAGACGGAGCUUCAGGACCGAUGGCAGCAGGAGGAGGAGGACCGGAGACUGGCUCUGCUGCUGCAGAAGGAGCUGGACAAGGAGGAGAGACAGAAGGCCAUCGACAGACGCAAAGGGUCCGCCAACGCCCACCUGCUCCGCCAGCGCCGACAGACGAGGAACGAGGCCGGCAGCUCCGGUACCAAGAGUCUGAACAGGGUCGAGUCCACCAGCAGCUCCAGCGCUUCUCCGAAGACCUCACCCUUCAGAAGCCGGAAACAGAAGACCCUGACGGAGAUGUUCUCCAGUCUGAGCAGCUGAGCCUAUCUCCUCCAUCAGAGCUGUUUCUACUUCCUGUUGCUGCUGUGAAUAAAAACUGUUGACACACGGACACUAAUUUUCUUUCACUUUCAAUUUUUUGUGGCCAAAGUCUGCAGACAUUGUCCAUCUGUGAGACUGCAGCUGUCUGCAUCCUCUGAGCCUCAUUAAAGCAGACAGUGACUGCUGCAGCGCUGAGUGUCCAACAGGGGGCGCUUCAUGUUGGAAUCAUGGAGCACUUCAACUCACCUGUAGAUUGUAAAGCUGGAAGUCUUCUCAGAUGUUGUGUGUAACAUGAACAUGCGUGUUCGUCUCCACACGCAGCAGAGUGUAAGAUGUACUGAGGCACUAAGACACUCUCACAGGUUCCAGAUGUUUUCAGGUGUUUUUCUUCAGAACAUGGAGGUGUACAGCUCACCUGUAGGCCACCUCACAGCUAAGUAACCAAUAGGGUUCCAGCUCUGUAUAGCCCCGCCCCCUCACUGCUUCCAGGUUCCAGCAGGUUUAUUUGCUUUCUACAGCUGCUUCUGCUAAACUCAGAAAUGUGUGAACCUGUUGGUCAGGGACGGUUUUCUUCCUGAAAGUGGGCUGGGCUUCAGCUCUCAGAACUGUUGGAAUGUGAUUGGUUCUUGUGUUUGCUGAUGUUUCCACCUGGAGAUCUGUCAAGCUGCAUGUCCACUAGAUGCGAUUUCCCCGCACGGCAACACACCGCAUCUGAACAUCUCACGGCUGGUGGGCGGUCACUAGCAGACCACAACGUGGUCACGUGACCGAGCUUUCAGCUUGACUGUCCAGCAGGCAUGUCAGAUAAACACAGCGGCUCGGCCACAAACUUUCCCUUUGAUUUCUAAAACACUUCAGCGAAAAGUAUUUCUGAAAGCAUUUGAGGAGAGAAAUAAUCUGCAGCAGCUGAAUCUGUCCUGGUUUUAUUUCACUGAUGGUUAGUUUAGAUGUUUGAGGACAGUUUCAGGAUGCGUGGAAUCUCUGCUCUACUUUGUGCAAAUGAGCUGCAGGUAAACACACCUGAUCACAGAUGAAAUCCACCACAACCGGACCAAAAUGCCACAUGUGGGGUGUUUCCAGCUGUGAUCAGGUGUGUUUACCUGCAGCUCAUUUGCACAAAGUAGAGCAGAGAUUCCACGCAUCCUGAAACUGUCCUCAAACAUCUAAACUAACCAUCAGUGAAAUAAAACCAGGACAGAUUCAGCUGCUGCAGCUUAUUUCUCACCUCAAAUGCUUUCAGAAAUACUUUUCGCUGAAGUGUUUUUGUAAUAAUAUACAAAGUUUGCAGCCGAGCCGCCAUGUUGGUCCGGUUUGAAAUCCAGGAGCAGACCAGCCCCCGAGUCGAUGCGUUUGUCCAAUCAGGGGAGGAAAGCAGCUUAAAGAAGGUGUUGAACACAGUUCACUGUGGAGGAGAAGCUUCUAACAGCUGGAUCUGAGCACGGAUGGUAACCAUCAGUGUUUUAGAAAUAAAAGGGAAAGUUUGUGGCCGAACUGCUGUGUUUAUCAGACUGAUCUGUUGGACUGUCAGCUGAAAGCUCGGUCAUGUGACCACGCUGUGGUCCAUUAGUGACCGCCCACCGGCCGUGCGCUGUUCAGAUGCGGUGGGUUGCCGUGUGGGAAAAUCUCAUCUAGUGGACACGCACCUUCAGACUCCUCCCCCUUCUCCUUACCUGUCUCUUGCCUUUGUUUUAGUUUUCACAUUUUCAUAUUACAAAAUAAUAAAAAGUUCUCAAAGAAAGAAUAAACAUGUAAAAAGUU
This is a messenger RNA of Acanthochromis polyacanthus (spiny chromis), 3272 nucleotides long. RefSeq names its product ring finger protein 168 (gene rnf168). The transcript has 8 exons. Gene Ontology annotation, biological process: double-strand break repair; protein ubiquitination. Bases 315 to 1514 code for a protein of 399 amino acids. NCBI's taxonomy places the organism in Eukaryota, Metazoa, Chordata, Actinopteri, Pomacentridae. Gene Ontology annotation, molecular function: nucleosome binding; metal ion binding; ubiquitin-protein transferase activity. The record is from RefSeq and is a predicted model, not a curated record. Gene Ontology annotation, cellular component: site of double-strand break; nucleus.